Molecule: messenger RNA, 3971 nt
Organism: Perca fluviatilis (European perch)
Lineage: Eukaryota; Metazoa; Chordata; Actinopteri; Perciformes; Percidae
Gene: insra
Product: insulin receptor a
Exons: 21
Coding region: 1-3966 (1321 amino acids)
Biological process (GO): positive regulation of kinase activity; multicellular organism development; positive regulation of MAPK cascade
Cellular component (GO): membrane; axon; insulin receptor complex
Molecular function (GO): insulin receptor substrate binding; insulin receptor activity; phosphatidylinositol 3-kinase binding
Source: RefSeq, a predicted model, not a curated record
AUGGGGUAUUAUUCCGAGUCAGUUAUGUGGCUCCGGACUUUGUGCUUGUGUUUUGUUUUGACCGCUGUCUGCUUUGUGAUGAGCUGUCAACGAGCAAGUGGAGAGGUUUGUCCAAGCAAGGACAUCCGCAACAAUGUGACCAAUCUACAUACGCUAGAGAACUGCACCGUGAUCGAAGGCCACCUGAAGAUCUUACUCAUGUUCAGGACCAAGCCCGAAGAUUUCCGAGGCCUCAGUUUUCCCAAACUGACAGUGGUCACUGACUACCUGUUGCUCUUCAGAGUUUACGGCCUGGAGACCCUCAGCGAUCUCUUCCCCAACCUAACUGUCAUCAGAGGCAAUAACCUGUUCUUCAACUAUGCCCUAGUAAUGUUCGAGAUGCUCCAACUGCGAGAGAUCGGCCUCCAUAGCUUGAUGAACAUCACCCGAGGAGCCGUGAGAAUUGAGAAGAACCCAGAUCUCUGCUAUCUCUCCACUCUGGACUGGUCCAAGAUCCUGGACACAGGGGAGGACAACUACAUCAUGGCUAACAAGAACGACAGAGAGUGUGGAGACGUCUGCCCCGGGGCGGCCAGUGGAAAGACCACCUGCCAGACCACCACCAUCAACGGACACUUCAGUGAACGCUGCUGGACUCAGAACCACUGUCAAAGAAUGUGCCCUGUUCAUUGUAAACAUCGAGCCUGCACCAAGGACGACCAGUGCUGCCACGACCAGUGCCUGGGCGGCUGCCGGAAGCCCCACUCAUCCAGCCACUGCGUGGCCUGCCGCGGCCUCCAGCACGAGGACAGUUGUGUUGAGCGCUGCCCUGAAAAUCACUUCACCUACAAAGGCUGGCGCUGCGUCUCCUUCGCCUUCUGCCAGGAUCUCCACAACAGAUGCAAGCGGGAGAAGGAGCACAGCAAGAACCCCGACUGCCACGAGUAUGUCAUACACAAUGGUGCCUGCAUCCCUGAGUGUCCCUCUGGCUACACGACCAUCAACUCCUCCGCGCUCAACUGCACUCCCUGUGCAGGGCUGUGUCCCAAGGUAUGUAUGGGUUUAAAAACUGUGGACUCAGUCACUGCUGCCCAGGCUUUGAGAGGCUGCACAGUUCUCAACGGGAGCCUGGUCAUCAACCUGCGGGGAGGAAACAACAUAGCAGCUGAACUGGAGGCCAGUCUGGGCCAGCUGGAGGAGAUCACUGGCUACCUGACAGUGCGACGUUCCUACGCCCUCGUAUCCCUCUCUUUUUUCCGCAAACUCCGUGUUAUUCGUGGAGAGGAACAGGAAAUCGGGAAUUACUCAUUCUAUGCCCUGGACAACCAGAACCUGCGGCAGCUCUGGGAUUGGUCCAAACACAAGCUGACCAUCCUGCAGGGACGCAUGUUUUUCCACUACAACUCCAAACUCUGCAUGUCUGAGAUCCGCAAGAUGGAGGAAGUGACUGGGACCAAAGAGCGGCAAGUCAAGAACGACAUCGCCUCCAAGACCAAUGGAGACCAGGCCUCAUGUGAGAACCAUGUGUUGAAGUUUACCCUGAUUCGAACCAUGAGCGAUAAGAUAAUGGUCAAGUGGGAACCCUUCUGGCCUUCAGACUUCAGAGACCUGCUGGGCUUCAUGGUGCUCUACAAAGAAGCACCUUUUCAGAACGUAACCGAGUUUGACGGGCAGGAUGCCUGCGGCUCCAACAGCUGGGUGAUUGCUGACGUAGACCCUCCUCGUCGAGCCACAGAGGGGGACAAAGAGCAGUUAGAACCAGGUCAUCUCAUCCUACCACUGAAGCCCUGGACGCAGUACGCCAUUAUGGUGAAAACCCAGCUCUCUGCCUCUGAUGAGCACCAGGUCCACGGAGCCAAGAGUGAGAUCAUCUAUGUUCGCACCAACGCCACCAAACCCUCAGUCCCACUGGACCCCAUUUCCUCGUCCAACUCUUCCUCCCAGAUCAUCCUCAAGUGGAAACCUCCCAACGACCCCAACGGCAACAUCACUCACUACCUGGUCUUCUGCCAGCGCCAGCCUGAAGCCAGCGAGCUUUACAAGUUUGACUACUGUCAAAAGGGGAUGAAGUUGCCGUCACGAGUGCCCACUCAGGUUGACAGUGACGAGGAGCAGAAAUGGAACCAGACGGAGGAGCAGGGCCCGGGGACACGAUGCUGCGCCUGCCCCAAAACCGACAAGGAGCUCAAGAAGGAGAAAGAGGACUCAGAGUACCGCAAAACCUUUGAGAAUUAUCUCCACAAUGAAGUCUUUGAGAUCAAACGCUCAAGAGAGCGACGCUCUGUGGUGGGCAUCGCCAACCAAACACAACCCUUCCUCACCACUGCCCCCAGCCCUCCCCAGGGCACAGGCAUCCCCGAGGACGAGGAAACCUUUGAAAGCACAAAGACAGUGGUUACCGUCCACGCCCACGCCAAGGAGUCCACUGUCAUUUCCAGCCUGCGCCACUUCACCAGCUACCAGAUCGAGGUCCACGCCUGCAACCACCUGACCGAUCCGGCCCGCUGCAGCAUGGCAGCGUAUGUCAGUGCCCGCACACUGCCUGAAGACAAAGCUGAUGACAUUGAGGGUCCCAUCAGAUACGAGGUGACAGAAAAUGCAGUGCACGUCACGUGGCAGGAACCGGUGUCCCCAAAUGGUAUGAUCAUCCUGUACGAGGUCAACUACAAGAGGCUGGGAGACACAGAGGAGCUGCACUACUGCGUGUCAAGGAACAUGUACAGAGAUACCCGGGGCUGCAAGCUGAAAGUGAUGCAUCCUGGGAACUACACGGUGAGGAUCAGGGCCACCUCGCUGGCCGGGAACGGAUCCUGGACCGAACCCACGUACUUCUACAUCCAGGAUUCAAGCGAUCCUCUCUACGUCGUGAAGAUCAUUAUUGGACCGAUCAUCUGCUUUGUCCUGCUGCUGUUUGUGGCCGUGGCAGGAUUCGUCGUUUUCAGGAAGAAUCAAACUCAAGGACCUAGUGGUCCCAUCUACGCCUCUUCAAACCCAGAGUAUCUCAGUGCUAAUGACAUGUAUGAGGAGGACGAGUGGGAAGUGGGCAGAGACAAGAUCCACAUUUUGAGGGAACUGGGUCAGGGCUCCUUCGGCAUGGUCUACGAGGGCAUCGCCAAGGACAUCAUCAAGGGCGAGGGGGACAUGCACGUAGCGGUGAAGACGGUGAACGAGUCGGCCAGCCUGAGAGAAAGAAUUGAGUUCCUGAACGAGGCCUCGGUCAUGAAGGCCUUCAGCUGCCACCAUGUGGUGCAUCUGCUGGGUGUUGUGUCUAAAGGCCAGCCCACCCUGGUGGUGAUGGAGCUGAUGACCCACGGAGACCUGAAGAGCUUUCUGCGCUCUCUACGACCGGACGCUGAGAACAACCCCGGGCGUCCACCGCCCACUCUAAAGGAGAUGAUCCAAAUGGCCGCUGAGAUCGCCGACGGCAUGGCUUACCUUAACGCUAAGAAGUUUGUCCACAGAGACCUGGCAGCCAGAAACUGCAUGGUAGCUCACGAUCUUACCGUCAAAAUAGGAGACUUUGGAAUGACUAGAGACAUCUACGAGACGGACUACUACAGGAAGGGAGGGAAGGGCCUGCUGCCCGUCCGGUGGAUGGCACCUGAGUCUCUGAAGGACGGGGUCUUUACCGCAAAUUCAGACUGCUGGUCAUUUGGGGUUGUGCUUUGGGAGAUCAGCACGCUGGCCGAGCAGCCGUACCAGGGCCUGUCUAACGAGCAGGUCCUCAAGUUUGUCAUGGACGGAGGCUACCUGGACCGGCCAGACAACUGCGCUGACAGACUACACAACCUGAUGCAGAUGUGUUGGCAGUACAACCCCAAGAUGCGUCCUGCCUUCCAGGAAAUCAUUGAGAUGCUACGCGAGGAUCUGCAUCCUUCCUUCCAGGAGUUGUCCUUCUUCUACAGUGAGGAGAACAAGCCACCCGAGACCGAAGACUUUGACCUGGACAUGGAAAACAUGGAGAGCAUCCCACUGGACCCAUCGUAACCCUA